Messenger RNA from Leishmania braziliensis MHOM/BR/75/M2904, 5139 nucleotides. RefSeq lists its product as hypothetical. The record is from RefSeq and is a predicted model, not a curated record. The coding region runs from base 1 to 5139 and encodes 1712 amino acids. NCBI's taxonomy places the organism in Eukaryota, Euglenozoa, Kinetoplastea, Trypanosomatida, Trypanosomatidae. The transcript has a single exon.
AUGGCUGACACCGCCGCCACUGCGGGUGACCGCCUUCCACCUGUCGUGUCGCCCCUGUGUAGCAAUGUGCGGCUCUUCUCAGCGCCGGAGGCAUGGUCCCCACUGGUCACAGGUAGCAAUGGUUCUCUCGCACCCCUGCACGGUGGAGCUGACCAGAGCAUGAGAGAGACGCCAGGAAGUGCACCAGCUACCCUCGGCAGAGACUUGCCAUCCACAGAGUCUGCAACACCGGCUUCCGGGCAACAUCUCGGGCCUAACCCUAUCACCCCCUCGAUCGACUCGCUGGACAACUUACCUGGGUUGCCACCUCUCGCCGCCGCUGCGCAACAUGGUGGUGGAUGUCCGCAGCCAGAAUGCCGCUUCCACAGCCGAGAGGUGUCAAUGGCCGAAGAGGAAGAGCUGCGCGACUUGAGGCUGCUACUGAACGCACAAUCGUCGCGCCUGCGGCGCCACUCUUCUGCAGCGACGUUGACUCCCAAAGAGGCGCGUGUGCUGUCGGAGAGCCCGACCUUCCUCCUUUCCAGCCCAUCCAAGCGACCAGCAGCAACUGCCCCUGCUGCCGUGACGGCGAUAGCCAUCCAGCAAAAGGCUCGCACUGCUGCCGAUGCCAAAAGCGCUGCGCCACCUCGCGAGGGCUGUAAAAGGUGCGCACCAGCUGAUUGUGCUACGACGGCCGCGACGAAUCCGCGCGCCUCUAUCCCUGUGCCGAUCACCGAGCUGUGUAUGCACUCAGUGCGCAGCGGAGCCCUCUACGCGCGCUGUCCCAACGGCGGCUGCCUCGGCGGCGACGACAGCGACUUGAUUGGGAAGCCGCACAUUAAAGAGGGCUCUCCGGCGCGGUCUCGACUCGACGACAGCGAGGAGGCGUUGCUCACCGCACUAGAAAAGGAAUCGGCAGUGCGCGAAGCCCGGCUGGACCGCCUCAACAGAGAUAUUCGCAAGAACUUGGCAGAACCGUCGCGGAGCUCAGCUGGCCAUAUCUACCCCCCGCCGCCCCCAGUCAUGGAGGCCACCUCCGACGCAGAGGUUCACGAGCGUGCGAUGGCAGCCGAAGACUUCGCGAAGAGCCUAACGCAGCGUCGUCAGCACACAGAGGAGCGUAAUCGGCGUCAGCGGCAGAGGGGGCGGCCGCACACAUCACGCUCGCCCCUGAUGUGCCCAGCGGUGACCACUGACAGCAACACCGCCUUCUCAACCGUAGCUUUUUUGAACGCGCAGUGCGGAGACAGUGCCGACGGUGAGGGCGUUGACGGCGGCGAAGCGGACGCGGUCAACGGCCACAGCAUGUCGCACGUGGGCAACAGCGGCCAGCUACGCCCUCCGCGGGCUUCCUGCAAUAGUCAGGAUCUCCGAGAGGCAAGCGAGAUGUCUAUGACGAGUCUGGCGCUGGGUCGCAUGUCCAUGCGCUCGUGUAGUGUGGCCAAGGUGACGGACAGCGCGCUGGCGAUUAUGGAGAUGCUGGCGAACCGUCCAGAUGUCCCGCUUCCGUCCCCGGCGGAGACAGCCAGUGUGCGUCGUGGCGACGUGCUUUCCUCGAAACACAUUCUCAAGCGUGACUUGGAGGAGGCACUGCGGUCGCGGCAGGGUUCAACUGGCAUGAUUGCUGGGGCGCCGUUCUUCCGUAUUGUGCCGAAGCUGAACAUCGCAGGUGUUGCCCAGGCAAACGCGAGUGCGGUGCGCACGAUUGUGAAUGAGCUGCGCCGCGCGCACGUUGAGGGCCCCAUCAUCUGGGUGAACCUGCGCGAGGAGCCACUUGUCUACAUCAACGAUAACUCCUACAUUGUCCGCGAGCGCGCCGAUCCGCUGAAGCCUAUCAUCAUCCCCAACGUGACUGGGCUAAGCAUUGAGUGCGUUGAGCGCAAACUCAAGCAGGAGGUGCUGCAGGAGGCGUACGAGAAUGGCGGCAACGUCAGUGUGCACCUUGAGAACCGUGGCGGUAGCAUGGAAGACCAAUGGGUGUCCGCCAACCGCAGCGAGGUACUGACGCUGGCCGAGGUCUUCCAUCGCCUGGAGAAGGAGACGAACCACCAAGUCAUGUACUUCCGCCGACCCAUCACGCAGAAUAUUGGACCGCAGCCAGAGGACUUCGACUUCGUGCUGGAUGCGUGCCUCGAGGAGCCGAAGGCGGUGUUCGUUUUCAGUUGCCAGUCCGGUCGCGGCCGCACGAGCUCGAUGAUGCAGAUAGCCAACAUCGUUCGCUUCUACCAGCUCUGCGUAAAGGAUGUGACGGUUGAUUUGCGUGUGCUGCGCGAAAAGGUGAGCGCGCCGUCGUACCGUACGAUCCAGAAGCUGGUGUCGCUGUUCCCUGACGGCAAACUGCACGAGCGCCGCCUCAUGAUCCUCAUGGAGCUUGCCGACAAGGUGUACUCCAUGGCGGAUCACAUCAACGAGGCCUUCUCUGGCAUGGAUGGAGCCUCGGAGGUGGCGAAGAUGCGACUGCAGGUGUAUGCUCUCUUUUUGGUCUUCUCCUACUACUGCGAGCAGCGGUUGUGGAACUACUCGACGCACGCGUCCUUUGCGCAGUGGCUGAACGAGAACCCCGAAAUGAAGCUUCUCAUCGCCAGUGUGCGGGAGAAGCUCGGUGACCAGCUCCAGCUGGAGCGGGUGGCCUCUCCGUUCGCAAGCGGCCCCGAGGCCGACGCGCUGCGCGCGAUCCGCCACCGCCGCGGUAACGUACUGAGCACCGGCCGCAUCCUGUGCAGCCUGCCGGUGAGCAACCAUUCCCGCUCUGAGGUUAUUGCCUUGCGUCAGCUCGCGCCGGGGGUCCCAGUGCUGACGUGUGGCCGUGUUGGAGAAGUGGGGCGCGAUCAACUUGUGUGUGACAUCCGUCGUACGUUCCCGCACGUGCGCUCCAUACACUGGAUCAGCUUGCGCGCCGAGCCGAUGGUACUGAUCAACGACGUGACCUACACGCUCUCCGACUACGAUGCUUCACACGAUUCGGCCGAGCACGGCACGACGAUGCACGCGUCCGUGCAGGCGAUGGAGCAGAUCGAGGAUCGUCUUCGGCGCGAUGUGCUGCUGGAGGCGCAAGACAACGGCGGCUUCAUCAUCUUGCACCGUUUGACGACAGCGGGUGAGCGGGAGGUGCUGCGCGUCAAGGUCGUCUCCGUGCGCACCCCACGCAGCACGAUGGAGGAGUUUGUCGAGGCAACGGGCGUCUGCUAUACCCGCAUUCCGAUGCCCUUCUCUGGGCAGCUGCUGGCGAGCGACGUCGACCCCCUCUUCCACUACCUGGCCAAGGUAGACAUCAGCCAACACGACGCUAUCGUUAUCAACGAUUCAGCCGGCACGACGCGCACCACCGUGGCACUUAACAUCCUGACGCUGUUCCGCGCUAGCCGACUUGGAAACCUGCGCUCGCUACAAACGACUGAGGAGGUGGCGACAUUGCUGCGCGCCGGCUCCACGGACCGACUCAUCGGAGACGCGCAGGUGGCGGCCAGGGCGGACGUGGCCCCGGAGGAGAUCCCGGAGCACCACGUGGAGCUGCUUCUCGCCUCGACCAUCUGCCAGAUGCUGACAGCCGGCAGCCUCCUUCGCACGGUGGACGCCGUUAUCUCGCUUGGCGGCCGUGGCCAGCGCUGGAACAUCUUGCAUGCGCUUGACUUACUCAAGAAGCGCAUUGGGGUGCUCGGUAACAACAAGCCCCAGUGCAUCGUGGAUGCUCUGCAUGGCCUCCGCUGCUACUUGCUUGUGCUGCUUUCCUGCCUGUACCUCGACGCGCAGAAGGGGGAGGGCUUCACGAUUGGGGAGCUGCUCUUUAGUGACUGGGUCACUGCCCACGCGGAGGUGUCGAACAUCAUCGAGCACCUCGAGGACCGCGGCGAGGCGGCACUCAAGUACGUGGCGGUCGACAACCUCAUGAGGGCCGAUCUCUCGCGCCGCUCCGGUAACGUCCUCACGGCCAACUUCUGCCUGAAAGCCGACCACUUCCCGGGCUGCCAGAAGAAGGGACUGCGGCCAGCCUUGUGCGGCGCACCCAAUUUCCGUAAGGUCGAUUUUGUGAACGUCUACGGCGUCGCCAUCCCGACUCUCAUGGGCAUUCACAAUGUGCUCUCACUACUGGGCGCCUCGAGCGAACCCCUGCAGGCGUAUCAAGGGCAGAGCAACGACUCGGAGCUGUACCUUGGCUUCGCGGCACCGCGACUCUUCGAACCAGCCUUCAAGCCGGAGGGACUGCAGUGCCCACUGCGCGGCUCUGUGGUGUGGGUGAACUUGCGUGAAGAGCCCAUCCUGUAUGUUGGCGACCGGCCCUUUGUCUUCCGCGACUUGGCGGCCCCGUACGUGAAUGUGGAGCUGACAGGCAUCCAGACCGAAAAGGUCGAACUGGUGGAGUACGAGCUGAAGCGUGACGUGCUCAUGGAGGCGGCGCAGUACGACGGCAAGUUCCUCGUCCACGACGAGGGCAACCCGGGCGAGCUCGUCGGCGUAUGGGAACUGGCGAGCGAGGAGACUGUGAAGACGCUGCGCGAGGUCUACGAUGAGCUGCUGGUGAAGGAGUUCCGGUGCCAAAUGCUUCGGCUGCCGGUAACGGACGAGCAGAGCCCGGAGGUUCGCGACUUCGACCUUCUCGUCGGUGCCCUUCUCCCGCGCAUCGCCAAGCACCUGGACCGCCGUGAGACACUCUCGUUCGUUUUCAAUUGCCAGAUGGGCCGUGGCCGCACCACGACGGGCAUGGUCAUCUGCUGUCUCCUCAUCGGCCUCGUAACCCCGGAGUACUACGACGAGCUGCACAAUGCUUACCGCGGCUUCCUCUACGCAGGCGCGGAGUCGGACCUCGGCCGCGGCGAGUACUCCGUCAUUGUGCAACUGAAGCGCGUGCUGGCGCAGGGCCGCACCGCCAAGCAUCAAGUCGACCUCGUGCUCGAGGUGUGCUCGAAGAUGCAGAACUUGCGCACUGCCAUUGAGGCUUUUGCGAUCGCCGCCUCGUCGCCGGACACCGUCGAAUCGGACCGCGCUCGCGCGCAUCAUGCUGGCGUGCAUUACCUGAAGCGCUACUUCAACCUCAUUGUCUUUGCCGCUUAUUUGCAGGAGGAGUACGACCGCAUGUUGAAGCGCAUGCGGCGCUCCUUCACUGACUGGAUGUCGACCCACCCGGAGAUUUUCACGCUGCUCGACUCGUGCGUUCUCAAGUAA